Molecule: messenger RNA, 1059 nt
Organism: Lasiodiplodia theobromae
Lineage: Eukaryota; Fungi; Ascomycota; Dothideomycetes; Botryosphaeriales; Botryosphaeriaceae
Exons: 1
Coding region: 1-1059 (352 amino acids)
Source: RefSeq, a predicted model, not a curated record
AUGGUCCGCAAAGCCGCCAAACAAGGCGGCGCGAAGGCAAAAAACGCCGCUUCCUCUUCCCCUCCGGCCCUUCCUCCCCCGCCCUUUUCGCGCGUUCCCGAGCUGGAACCGUUCCUGUCGACGCUCGACCGGGAGAAGGUGUACCUCACGCACGUUGACACGCACCCGGUAGCAUUCAAGAAACAAAUCUUCGCCAUACCGGCGGCGCUCAAUGUGCUGAUCGUGGCGUUGCUGGCGUGGAGGGCCUACGCGGCAUUGCCGACAUACUGGGCGAUGCUGCUGGCGGCGCUGGGCAACCAGACGGAGCACACGGUGCAUCGCGACGAAGCAACCUGGAGCGAGCUGGCGUGGAUCGCGGUGAAGCGCGGGGCCAUGUUCCUGGGGGAUUACGUACUCGUCGUCGUCGUGGGCAAUUGGCCGCUGACUUUCUUCCUCGACAGCCCCGGCAACCCGUGCACGUGGCGCUGGGGAAUCGGGUUCCGGCAGCGAGAGAUUUAUAUCAGGGAGAGCAGGGGAUGGGGCGCGAAGGAACUGCUGGGCGAAGAGGGGGAGAUGGCGGGUGAAGAUAGCCCGCUGUUCAAAAUGAAAGUGCUGCCGGCGAUUGAGAGGAGAUUCAUCAGGGAGAAGACAGGGUACCUGAUGGUGGACGCAAACUGGGACCUGGACUUCGACGCCAUGGUUCGGGCGCACCGAGCGGUGGAGAAAGGGGAAAUUGCCGAGGAGAAGUUCGAGAAGAGUGUGUGGGUGUAUGGUGGGGAGCCGGUCGGAUGGUGCGUAUGGGAGGUGUAUCGGCUGGACGGUGAGGGCGCGGAGGCCGAGGGCAGGAAGAAGAUUGUGGCGUUCAAGGACCGGCUCACGGCGCUGGGGAAGGAGAGCCUGUUCUUCAGAUGGAUUGAGCUCAUCCAGUACGAGAGCAACCAGCCCGGUGGUUUCACGCCUGAGCGGCAGCAGGACGCAGUCAACAAGGCCAGGGAGCUGUUCGAGAAGCAGGGCGUGGACUUCGAGAAGCUCGUCAACGACGUUGGCGGGCUCGACGGCAUUCCUGGCUUGGGCCGGUGA